CCUUUCUCUUUCUCUAAGCCUACGUCCACAUAUACAAACGGAUUUUAUCCCACCAUCUUUCCAGGAUACAGUAUCAUCAUUGGAAAGGAAGAGUGUAACUACAGGUUUCAAUCCAGUCUAAUCUGUGCAAUUGUCAUCCGUGAUGUGGGAACUCCGCUCUGUGGCCUUCACUCGAGCUAUCCUUGCUGAAUUCCUAGCCACGCUCCUCUUUGUCUUCUUCGGCCUGGGCUCAGCUCUGAACUGGCCUGCUUCCCCACCAAAUGUCCUCCAGAUCUCCUUCGCAUUUGGCUUGGCCAUUGGUACCUUGGUUCAAGCGGUGGGUCAUGUCAGCGGAGCCCAUAUUAACCCUGCAGUGACCAUGGCCUGCCUGGUGGGUUCUCAAGUCUCUUUCCUCAGGGCCAUCUUCUACAUAGUGGCACAGAUCCUAGGAGCUGUGACGGGGGCUGCCCUCCUGCAUCAAAUCACGCCGCCUCAUAUUCGGGGCAGCUUGGCCAUCAACAGGAUCUACUACACUGGUUGUUCCAUGAAUCCUGCUAGAUCUUUUGCCCCUGCCGUGAUUCUUGGUGAAUUUGACCACCAUUGGGUCUUCUGGCUGGGGCCCAUGGUUGGAGCAGUGGUGGCUUCCUUGCUCUACAAUUAUGCUUUCUUCCCUCACAGAAAGUCUCUGUCAGAGAGGCUAGCAAUCUUCAAAGGCUAUGAGCCAGAAGAGGACUGGGAAGAGCGUGAAGUUCGCAGGAGGCAAUCAAUGGAGCUGCACUCUCCCCAGAGUUUGCCACGGGGAGUGAUGGAAAAAGUCUAAAGAGCCUGAGAGCCAGUAGAAGGAGCAGGUCAUAGCCAACCAUGUUUUUCUGAGCCAAAUAUGCAUCCAUAUAUGCUAGAAAUACAAAGUGUGUAUUAAGCUCUUCCUGGGUCAGAGUGGCUGUUCAUCUGUUAUGGACAUCCAAGUGUGUAUCCUAUUUCUCCUCAAUUUGCUCUCCAGGAUGUUGAUCUAGAUCAAAAGGAGCACCUAGCAUCUGUUUGUAUACGCUGAUGAAAGAAUUCACUGGUUUCUUCCCCCCCCCCCCCUCUGGUUCAAGCUAGCUAAAUUUCACACAAGUUUUCUUGCAUGGAGAAUUCUAGAAAUUAUUUAUCUCCUACCCUCCCCCCAUCUCUAUCUAAUUUGGGUAUGUUGUCCCCUCCAGGUACUACAAUUGCAGGUUUUGGGGGCAACAAUGGUAUCCAGAAUGAUGGCCAGGAAAAUUAGGGAAGCAAGAAACAAUAGUCUCCUAGGUCUUGUAAACAGAUUGCACUCUCAUUAUUUACUUCAAAGCAUGCAAGCUUAUGUAGUAGUUUUAGGUUGCCAUCCUAAAUAUACUCCCUAAAGAGGGAAGACCAUGGAAUAAAAUAGGAUUUGAGUAAGCAUGUAUAGGAUUAUUCUGCCCAUCACAUAAACAGCAACCAUAUCAUUUUACUCCUCACCCAGUUUCUCACAGUGUACACAUUGGUUUCCUUCUCUAUGAUUUUAUAUACUUUAUUAAAAUACUAUAGAAUACUUAUGCUGAAUUCAGCAGCAUAAGAGUUAGAUCAAACAAAGAUUGGAGAUCUUGAGAUCAGAUCUAUUUGUUACAGCCACAUUCAUUUUUAAAAAAAAAAAAUCAAAGGUGAUUGUAACAAACAUCCUAUACCAGUGAUGGCUAACCUUUUUCUUAUGGCGUGCCAAAAUUGUGCCCAUGCGCACUGUUGCACACAUGCGUGUUUCCACUCAAUCUCCCCACUCACCUGCCCAUGUGCCUGCCCCCCCACUGGCCAUUCAUGUGCAACCCCCUCCCCAGGCUUCAGAGACUUUCCUGAAGCCUGAGGAGAGCGAAAACAUCCUCCCCCAGCCCUCCCCCAGAGACCCACGGAAACAAAUAAUUUCCAAGCUUCCUGUUGGCCCUAUGGUGCCAUUUUUCGCCCUCCCCAGUCUCUGGAGGCUUUCCUGAAGCCUGGGAAUGGUGCGUGCCAGAGCUGACGUGUCACUAAAUAUAGGUUCCAUAGGCACCAUAGGUUCACCAUCAUGGUGUUAUACAGUAUAUCAUUGUGGAUUUAUUUUUUUCUCCAGGCUUUCUUAAAUUACAACUUCAUUAAUGCUUUCAGAUGGUGGGAGGGCAUCUAUCUGCAAAAUCAAAGAGAAGAAACAAGCCCUGGCUAAAUUGGGCUUUGGCCACCUUCCCAACUAUAUUGUUCUAUAGAAAGCAAUUUGUGAGUUCAUCUUAAAUGGUUUAAUUAUUGGGCAAAAUUUGUUUUCCAUUACUGUACCUUUUGUAUUCAUUUUGCAAAGCUUGAAGUAUG
Molecule: messenger RNA, 2310 nt
Organism: Thamnophis sirtalis
Lineage: Eukaryota; Metazoa; Chordata; Lepidosauria; Squamata; Natricidae
Source: RefSeq, a predicted model, not a curated record